ACAGUAGGUCUGUUCGCAUUGCUCGAUUCUUUAAAAAAUUAUGAACAUUUACACUUAAAAUGAGAGAAAAAUAUAUAUUCGGGCGUUUAAGAAAGAGAGAAUACGAAGUUGCUGAGUGCAAAAAGUGCAAGAAAUGCGAAUAGACUUACUGGCUACUAAAAGCUAAAAGUCGCAAUCGUCGCAAUAUACAGGAACAACUGGGCAACUGGGCAGUGACGGCAGCUGUGGCAGUGACAUACAGAAAAACACAUGCAAUAAGUAACUUGAAUUAAUUGCAAUCGAAAAUUAUUGAAAACUCGAUUUGCCAGAAGUUCAAGCAAUAAUUAAUCAUUCAUGGAUAUACGAAGUUUGCUAUCUUUCCUCAAGUAUUGGUACUUUCGAUACACUCUCGUUACUGAAUUAUACAUGGUAGAGGAAUGGGAAAGAAAUUUUAUCAACAUUUUUCUUCUAGUCCUGUUCUCGCUUUUCUUCCUCUUCAACUACAAAGUAGUGUUGCCACUCACGCAAUAUAUUUUAGGAAAUUGAUUACGUUUGAUGUUCCUGCAACUUAUAAAAAUUACAUUGUUUCAAUAUUCUAAUGAAUUCCACUUAUAA
Messenger RNA from Cyphomyrmex costatus, 594 nucleotides. Its product is annotated as serine palmitoyltransferase small subunit A. Bases 334 to 525 code for a protein of 63 amino acids. The record is from RefSeq and is a predicted model, not a curated record. The transcript is spliced from 3 exons. Lineage: Eukaryota; Metazoa; Arthropoda; Insecta; Hymenoptera; Formicidae.